This is a messenger RNA of Acytostelium subglobosum LB1, 1533 nucleotides long. RefSeq lists its product as hypothetical. Lineage: Eukaryota; Evosea; Eumycetozoa; Acytosteliales; Acytosteliaceae. The transcript has 8 exons. Gene Ontology annotation, cellular component: nucleus; 90S preribosome. Gene Ontology annotation, molecular function: zinc ion binding; nucleic acid binding. The coding region runs from base 1 to 1533 and encodes 510 amino acids. The record is from RefSeq and is a predicted model, not a curated record.
AUGGCCGAAAGAGGAACAUUUAGCAGAGGAAGAGGUGGAGGCGGUGGUGGAGGAAGAGGUAGAGGAGGAGCAGGUGGUGGUGGAAGAGGCAGAGGAGGAGCAGGAGGCUUUGGAAGAGGUGGCGGUGGUGGUGGAAGAGGUGGAGGUAGCUCUGGCAACUAUUCAGUCGCAACAAACACCAGAUGUUAUAACUGUCAAGGAGAGGGUCAUCUUUCAAAGGAUUGUACAGAGAAGAAGGUCGAGCAGAAGUGUUUCAACUGUGAGCAAUAUGGACAUGUUUCCAAGGACUGCGUCAAUGAUAAGGUGGAGCAACAAUGUCAUACUUGUGGAGAGUUUGGACAUGUAACAAAGACAUGCAAGAACAAAGACAAGGAUCAAGAGUGCUACGAAUGCAAUCAGUUUGGACAUAUUUCAAGGAAUUGUCCAAACAAACAAGGUGGAUACACCAGCAACAGGAAUGGCGGAGGACGUGACAUGUCAAAUGGUCGUGGUGAAGGUGGAUACAAUAACUAUAGAGACAACAACAACAACAGGGAUAACAACAAAUCAUGGGAUAACUCUUGGGAUAACUCAAAGAACAACAACAACAGGGACAACAAAAGGGAUAACAACAACUCUAGAUCAUCAAAUACAACAAGAACAAACACACCAGCCAACAACAAGCGUAAAUCAGCUGAUGACCUGGACGACAAUGAUAUUACAACAUUUGACGACUCUGGUGAUGAGGCCACUGUAAAGAAACAAAAGGUGGAUCAUAAUGAGGAUGAUACACCAGUAGUUGGCAAGGAGACAGCAAAUGGCGAUAACUAUGACAAUGAUGAUGAGGAGAACAAGCCAAAGAAGAAGUCCAAGCAAAAGAAUGCUGGUGAUCUAAAGUCUGACAUCAACACAACCUCUGCAGAAAGCCAGUCAAUCUAUCUCACCAAGAAGUAUCGUCAAGAGUUGAAGGUCACUGAUCUGGAAGCCAAGGUCUUCAAACCCGAGUACUUUAUUGAAGCUGGCGAUGAUAUUAGUGAACUACCAGAGUUGUUGAGAAAGUUACAUCCAACUUUGGAUGCUCUGCCAGACAAGAGAAAGAUGGAACUUAAGCCUGGCGCACCACUCGUCACCAUCGUGACAUGCUCCGCCACCAGAGCCAUUGGUAUUGGAAAGGUACUGAAUGACUUUAAUCAAACAUCAAGAGUUGGACUUUACUUUGCCAAGCAUAAGAAGAUCGAGGAGCAUAUAGAGAUACUGAAGCAAUAUCCAGUGCGUAUCAUUGUUGGCACUCCAAACCGUUUGGCCAAGCUGGCAGAGGAGAAUCAUCUCAACUUGGAGGGACCAACAUACGUCCCCAAUGAGAAGCCAAAGAAGAAGCCAUCGGCCAAGGACUUGGAGCAGGAAUCAAUGCGUUGGGUGCUGAUCGACUCUUCAUUCAGGACUGGCAACAACCACGACAUCUUUAGAGUGUGUCCAGAGGAUCUGUUCGAGUUCCUCAACACUGCUUGCUUGCCAAAGUUGGAGCAAGGUACAAUGAAGUUGGCGCUGAUAUAG